Messenger RNA from Cynara cardunculus var. scolymus (artichoke), 683 nucleotides. RefSeq names its product mitochondrial import inner membrane translocase subunit TIM14-1. The coding region runs from base 84 to 422 and encodes 112 amino acids. NCBI's taxonomy places the organism in Eukaryota, Viridiplantae, Streptophyta, Magnoliopsida, Asterales, Asteraceae. Gene Ontology annotation, biological process: protein import into mitochondrial matrix. The record is from RefSeq and is a predicted model, not a curated record. Gene Ontology annotation, cellular component: PAM complex, Tim23 associated import motor. Gene Ontology annotation, molecular function: ATPase activator activity. The transcript is spliced from 3 exons.
UUACCGGUAUUGUCUGUUCGUAGAACCUUCAAGAAACCAUCUUUGAUGCAAAUCUUGUCUUUCAUCUUCGAAUUGUUACUCUAAUGGCUACACCGUUUAUAGCUGGGCUUGCAGUAGCGGCUGCAGCCAUGGCUGGUAAAUACGGAAUUCAGGCCUGGCAUUCUUUCAAAACAAGACCCCCGAGACCUAGAUCACGCAGAUUCUAUGAUGGUGGCUUCCAACAAACAAUGACGAGAAGAGAAGCGGCUCUAAUCCUUGGUGUUAGAGAAAGCGCGGCAGCAGACAAGGUGAGGGAAGCACAUAGAAGGGUGAUGGUUGCAAACCAUCCAGAUGCAGGAGGCAGCCAUUACUUGGCUUCAAAAAUCAAUGAAGCCAAAGAUGUGAUGCUUGGAAAGACCAAGAACAGCGGAUCCGCCUUCUGAUCAGGUGGGACCCACCGAAGUGUUUCGGGCUAUUUUGCAGCAAGAUAUGGUAAUCUACAAAAACCUUGGUCAGUGUUGUUGAUUACAGGAAAAAACUGUAUCCAUUGUUAUUUCUUUGGAUUGUGUUGUUUGAAUGGUUAGGAAAUGGACUAGGACAAUGAGUAUCUGUCAUGGUCUAAAGAGUUGUUGACCAUUUUGUCUGAUAUAAUGAUAUAACAAUUUGACUUUGACUUCUAUGGUCAAACAAAUUUCGGCUUUUUU